Molecule: messenger RNA, 1695 nt
Organism: Paecilomyces variotii
Lineage: Eukaryota; Fungi; Ascomycota; Eurotiomycetes; Eurotiales; Thermoascaceae
Exons: 2
Coding region: 481-1527 (348 amino acids)
Biological process (GO): ergosterol biosynthetic process
Molecular function (GO): C-4 methylsterol oxidase activity; iron ion binding
Source: RefSeq, a predicted model, not a curated record
CGCCACAGCCUGGGAAUUGUCUACAGAACAGAACCGACGGGCGGGGUUAGUAGUUCCGAGAAUGAAUACUGGCCAGAAAGGGAAAGGAAUUCCAGCACAUUGUUGUUCUCUUCAAGCCUACUAUAGAAGAUGAUAAUAAUGGUCCACCUGGAUAAUCAGAAGCCUGAUUGAUUGGAAAUAGUAGGUAGUCAUGGACGAGAUCAACCGCACGGGAGCCGCAGUCGAUGCUCACUUACCGUCCCGAGGUACGCAGGAGUAUACCUACCUCAACGUGAUCAACAUACACUUAAGGAGUAUAACUAUCCACUCCACUUGGCCAUCCACGAUAAUGAGAGGAAUAUAUGGGUUAGAAAAAGUUUCGCGUGUCGCAAGAUACCCAUGAACGUGGUAGCGUCCUCAAGAGUCAUUUGCGCCACUUACGCCCUCCAAGUAUAAAAGGGAACGCGACUUCCUCCAUCAAUAUCGACCAAGCCAGCAACCAUGGACACUCCACGCAAUCCAAAGGACUCGAUGGAGAUGACCUGGCACAAAUGGCCGAGGGAAAAAUGGGGUGUUUUCCACCGGGGCAUCGAAAGGGUCAACACGUUCCCGAUUGAUUUCAAUAAAGAGGUGCCCGUUCAUUCAAAGGAGGAGAAGGUCCCUCAUAUGCCCGGGUGGUCGAUUCAUCGUUGGGUCAUUCUGUACAGCUCGAUUCCUCUCAUCCUUCACCAGGCUUAUACCUAUCUUACUGGCCACUGCCUGGGGCCUAUAGCCGCUUUCUGGCUCUACUUUGGCUUGUUUAAUGUCAUUUUCAUAAGGCAGACGCACGUUACUCGACGACUUUCGCACCAAUGCGGGUUCCUGGAUGGGGACAAGCACGAACGUGAUGGUAUCCCGGAUGUCGGCGUGGAAAAGGUUGCUCUGUCUCUUCUCAAGACGACUGGCUCCCGGAUUGCGCUUGCAAUCUGGUUGACCUACAAGCCCAACCAGCUGCCCCUGGAUAUGAGAUGGAAAUGGCUCUUCCUGGAGGUGGGUCUAUAUGGGAUUGUGCUUGACUUCUGGUACUACUGGUAUCACCGCGCCAUGCACGACGUCGACGGCCUUUGGAAAUAUCACCGCACCCACCAUCUCACCAAGCACCCAAACAUGCUGUUGGCUGCCUAUGCGGACUAUGAGCAGGAGUUAUUCGACAUGGUCGUCGUCCCUUUCUUGACAUAUACCACUCUCAAGCUUGUGGGGUUGCCCAUGACUUACUACGAGUGGUGGAUCUGCCAUCAAUAUAUUAUUUUUACCGAAGUCAUGGGACACAGUGGUCUCCGUGUCCAUGUUUCCGCAACGUCCACGCUAAGCUGGCUGCUGGACUACCUUGGCUGGAAUAUCAUUAUUGAGGACCACGAUCUUCACCACCGCAAAGGCUACAGGAAGAGCCACAACUACGGCAAGCAGACUCGCGUCUGGGACAGACUUUUCGGUACCUGCCAUGACCGCAUCGAAAUGAAAGAUGAGAACAUCGACUACGGGAACACGGUGGCUAUGCCUUUCUUUUAGAAAUAUGUCCUCGAAGAGACGCAAAACGAUAGUCAGUUAUUGUUAUUAUUGUUAUGGCUAUACUAGGCAGGAGCGGGAAAGCGGGAAAGUUCCCUACGAACUACCCUGUCUGUACGCCGAAUAUAGUGUAUUCCUCUAACCAUCAUGUCAAAACAAAGUAUAAGCGCU